AUGUUGGACGGUACUUCCCAGGUGUUUAUGGGAGACUCCCAGUCGGGAAUCUCACAAUCGCACCUCGUAUCGGCCUUUGAUCGCCAACAGCAUUCUUUCUGCGGCGAUCCGGAGGGAUGGGGCCCGUUAAGCUCAACGGGAUUCCAUCUCACCCCAUGCUUUCUAGACGCCUUGGUGGCUGGCGUCGCCGUCUGGGGAACCCUCGGCGGUGCUGGUGCUCUGUGGCUGCUACUGAAGAAGCGUAUUCCGCAGCCAGUCUCGAAGAAUUGGCAUUUCUACAUCAAGCUGGUGGUCCUUGCCUCCCUGAUACUGGUGACUGCUCUCCAAGCAGCCAUCCAAGCCGAAACAAAACCAAAGAACUUCUGGGCUGACUUCCGUUUCUGGUCCUCACUUUUGAGCCUUGCUUCCCUCGGCGUGAUUUACGCCGUGCAAUAUUUCGAACAUUGGCGAAGUCGCCAACCGAAUGGCGUUGUAUUAUUCUACUGGCUUUUCUUCAUUAUCGUGCAUGGCAUCAAGCUGCAAUCCCUUGUCUCACGGAAGGAGUACUUGACUAGUCUCCCAUACUUCGUUUGUAUUAACGUCACUCUCGGACUGGCUCUGGUCGAAUUUGUACUGGAAUACCUGGUCCCUAAGAAGCAGAGUGAUUAUGAUGCGCUGGGUGACGAGGACGAAUGCCCUUAUAACUAUGCAGAUAUCUUCUCAAUCCUUACCUUCGGAUGGAUGACCCCAUUGAUGAAGUUUGGAUACAACAACUAUUUAACUCAAGAUGAUUUGUGGAAUCUUCGACGCCGCGAUACCACUCGUGCUACUCUUGACGAUCUGAGUGCCGCCUGGGAUGUGGAGCUUGAGAAGAAGAAGCCUUCUCUGUGGAUUGCCCUCUUCAAGGCAUUCGGCGGUCCUUAUAUGCGUGGCGCAGUCAUCAAGACGGGCAGUGAUAUGCUCGCCUUUGUACAGCCACAGCUGCUGCGUUACCUGAUCGCUUUCAUUGACUCAUAUAGAGGUCCUGAACCUGAGCCAGUCAUUCGUGGUAUCGCCAUUGCGUUGGCGAUGUUCUUUGUCUCGGUAUGCCAGACAAGCUUACUGCACCAGUACUUCCAGCGAGCCUUUGAUAGUGGCAUGCGUGUUAAGUCAUCCCUGACUGCUCUCAUCUACGGCAAGGCUCUGCGACUGUCCAGCGAGGGCCGCGCCUCCAAGACUACUGGUGAUAUUGUCAAUCACAUGGCUGUUGAUCAACAGCGUCUUUCGGACUUGACUCAGUUUGGUACUCAAUUAAUAUCUGCUCCUUUCCAAAUCACUCUGUGCAUGGUCUCGCUCUACCAGCUUGUUGGACCUAGCAUGUUUGCUGGUAUUGGUGUCAUGAUUCUUAUGAUCCCGCUCAAUGGAGUUAUUGCGCGAAUGAUGAAGAAAUUGCAGAUCGUUCAGAUGAAGAAUAAGGACUCGAGAACUCGCCUGAUGACUGAGAUUCUCAACAACAUUAAGAGUAUCAAGUUGUAUGCCUGGAAUACGGCUUUCAUGAACAAACUCAGUCACAUCCGAAAUGACCUGGAACUCAACACUCUUCGUAAGAUUGGUGCUACUCAAUCCGUGGCCAACUUUACAUGGCAAUCGACUCCUUUCCUUGUGUCAUGCUCCACAUUUACUGUGUUUGUGCUGACCAGCAACCGGCCUUUGACCACCGAGAUCGUUUUCCCUGCCUUGACCCUCUUCAAUCUGCUUACCUUCCCGCUCUCCAUUUUGCCUAUGGUCAUUACCUCGAUCAUCGAAUCUGCCGUUGCUGUAAACCGAUUGACAGAGUAUUUCACUGCCGAGGAGCUCCAAACUGAGGCUGUUAUCGUGCAAGACACCGUGGAACACGUCGGCGAUGAAGCGGUUCGAGUUCGCGACGCUUCUUUCACCUGGAACCGACACUCUGGCAUUAAUGUCCUGGAAAAUGUCGACUUGAGUGCGCGCAAGGGUGAACUGAGCUGCAUUGUUGGUCGUGUAGGUGCCGGAAAAUCCUCUCUGCUCCAAUCCAUCCUAGGAGAGCUGUGGAAGUGCAAUGGUGAGGUGGUUGUACGAGGUCGUGUCGCCUAUGUUGCACAGGCCCCCUGGGUCAUGAAUGCAAGUGUUCGCGAGAACAUUGUUUUUGGACACCGAUGGGAUCCUGAUUUCUACGAUCUCACUGUGGAGGCUUGUGCUCUACUUGAUGAUUUCAAGAACUUGCCCGAUGGAGAUCAGACUGAAGUUGGAGAACGUGGAAUUUCCCUCUCAGGUGGACAGAAGGCUCGUGUCACUCUCGCUCGUGCUGUGUAUGCCCGCGCAGAUAUCUAUCUUCUGGACGAUGUUCUCUCAGCAGUUGACCAGCACGUUGGCCGCCACAUCAUCAACAAGGUUCUUGGUGCUUCUGGACUUCUGAGCACCAAGACCAGAAUCCUUGCCACUAACGCUAUCACUGUGCUCAAGGAGGCCGAUUACAUCGGCCUGCUUCGUGACAAGACCAUCAUUGAGUCAGGCACAUACCAGCAGCUCAUGGCAAUGAAGGGUGAAAUCUCAAGUCUGGUCACUAACAACUUGGCGGAGUCGGACGAAGAGCGCUCUCCCAUCGCGUCUGACGACGAAUUGGCAAGCCGCCCGAGCUCCGAGAACACCGCUAAGAGGAUGAUGACUCGGACAGCGAGGGAAAUGGAACAACCCGGCUCUCUUGUCCCCAUCAAGCGGACUAGCGGUCCGGGCCGAAAGACUAGCUAUGCUACUCUGCGCCGAGCUAGUACUGCGACAUGGCAAGGACCCAGACGCAAACUGGCCGACGAGGAAAAUGUUCUCAAGAGCAAGCAAUCACAAGAAGUCGCCCAACAGGGUAAAGUCAAGUGGGGUGUCUAUGGCGAGUAUGCCAAGAACAGCAACAUUGUGGCCGUCACUUUCUACCUGCUCGCUCUCUUGUCUGCUCAAACUGCUCAAGUACUUGGCAACUUCUGGCUGAAAAGCUGGACUGAAGUCAACGAGAAACAUGGCGGCAACCAGAAGGUGGGCCUUUUUAUCGGAGUUUACCUCGCAUUCGGCUUAGGAUCAUCGCUUUUGGUCAUUGUCCAGAACUUGAUCCUGUGGAUCUUCUGCUCCAUCGAGGCCUCUCGCAAGCUGCACGAGCGCAUGGCCUUUGCCAUCUUCCGCUCGCCUAUGAGCUUCUUCGAGACUACUCCAUCUGGUCGUAUCCUCAACAGAUUCUCUAGUGACAUUUACCGUGUCGAUGAGGUUCUUGCCCGUACCUUCAAUAUGCUCUUCGCCAACUCAGCCCGUGCAGUUUUCACCAUGAUCGUCAUCGCAAGCUCAACCCCUGCUUUCUUGUUACUGGUCCUUCCUCUCAGCUAUGUUUACCUCAGCUACCAGAAGUACUACUUGAGGACCUCUCGUGAAUUGAAGCGUCUGGACAGUGUCACUCGCAGCCCGAUUUUCGCUCACUUCCAAGAAUCCCUGGGUGGUAUCACAACCAUUCGCGCGUACCGACAGGAGAACCGAUUUGCUCUGGAGAACGAAUGGCGAAUGGACGCCAACCUGCGGGCUUACUUCCCGUCUAUCAGUGCUAACCGCUGGCUCGCAGUUCGUCUGGAGUUCAUUGGGUCGAUCAUCAUUCUGUCCUCCGCCGGAUUGGCUAUCGUAUCAGUUUCCACCGGCAGUGGUCUUUCAGCGGGUAUGGUCGGUUUGGCCAUGUCUUAUGCUCUUCAGAUCACCCAGUCCCUGAACUGGAUCGUGCGACAGACCGUAGAGGUUGAGACCAACAUCGUCUCUGUUGAGCGUGUCCUGGAGUACGCAAACCUGCCUAGCGAAGCGCCUGAUGUGAUGUUCAAGAGUCGACCUUCCAUCGGCUGGCCUGCCCAAGGUGCUGUCUCCUUCAAGGAUUACAGCACCCGCUAUCGCCCUGGUCUUGACUUGGUGCUCAAGAACAUCAACCUUGAUAUCAAGCCUCAUGAGAAGAUUGGUGUCGUCGGUCGCACCGGCGCUGGAAAGAGUUCAUUGACAUUGGCUCUGUUCCGAAUCAUCGAGCCGACCAAUGGUGACAUCAGUAUUGAUGGCUUGGAUGUGUCCAAAAUUGGAUUGUCUGACCUUCGUGGUCGUCUUGCUAUUAUUCCUCAGGACCCUGCUAUGUUUGAGGGUACCCUACGUGAUAACUUGGACCCUCGACAUGUUCAUGACGACACUGCACUCUGGAGUGCUAUCGAACAUGCUAGGUUGAAGGAACAGGUUUCCCAAAUGGAAGGCCAGCUGGAUGCGCAAAUCCAGGAAGGAGGAUCCAACUUGAGUCAAGGUCAGCGCCAGCUGGUCUCGCUCGCUCGGGCUCUCUUGACACCCAGCAACAUCCUUGUUCUGGACGAGGCAACCGCCGCAGUUGAUGUGGAGACCGACGCUUUGUUGCAGCGAACCCUGCGCAGCAGCAUCUUCUCGGAUCGCACAAUCAUUACCAUUGCGCACCGUAUCAACACGAUCAUCGACUCUGAUCGUAUCGUGGUUCUUGAUAGGGGUACUGUGGCGGAAUUCGACACACCAGCGGAGCUGAUCAAGAGUGGCGGCAAAUUCUACGAACUUGCCAAGGAGGCUGGCUUGCUUGAAGGCGACAGUCUCGCCAGCUCUUCGCAAAUAGCGUAA
Molecule: messenger RNA, 4617 nt
Organism: Penicillium malachiteum
Lineage: Eukaryota; Fungi; Ascomycota; Eurotiomycetes; Eurotiales; Aspergillaceae
Product: ATP-binding cassette glutathione S-conjugate transporter YCF1
Exons: 7
Coding region: 1-4617 (1538 amino acids)
Biological process (GO): transmembrane transport
Cellular component (GO): membrane
Molecular function (GO): ABC-type transporter activity; ATP hydrolysis activity; ATP binding
Source: RefSeq, a predicted model, not a curated record